This is a messenger RNA of Pieris macdunnoughi, 1560 nucleotides long. The record is from the annotation of a GenBank genome assembly. NCBI's taxonomy places the organism in Eukaryota, Metazoa, Arthropoda, Insecta, Lepidoptera, Pieridae.
AUGAAGGAAGUUGGCUCAGCUGUGGAUGAAGUUUGGGCUCAGUUGGGAAGCUUUGGUAGAUAUACGCGUAUACACUAUGCCCUACUUUUAGUGCCAUGUUAUUUAUAUGGAAUGUAUGGAUCGGUUUACAAUUUUGAAGCUAUGGAUAUUAAUUACAGAUGCAAAGUUCCUCAAUGCGAGGGAAUAAAUGAAACGUUAUGGUUGGAGUAUGCCAUACCAAAAGAAAAUAAUAAGUUAUCAAAAUGUAACCGAUAUCGGUUUUUGAAUGAAACGGAUCAAUGCGACAUAAAAGGUUUUAGUGGGGAGAUUGUAGGCUGCGAUUCCUAUGUGUAUAAUGGGGUGGAUUCCGUGGUGAAGGACUUUGACCUGGGUUGCCAGAAUUGGAAGAGGACACUCAUAGGAACUAUGUAUGGAGCCGGCUUUUUCAUAUCUCUAACUACAACUGGUAUUCUUUCCGACAAAUAUGGAAGGAUCAAAGCACUAGCUGUGGCGUCAUUUUCCUCAGGAGUUUUUGGUUUAAUCAGAUCGUUCUCAAUCAACUACGAAAUGUUAAUCGCUACUGAAUUUUUGGAGACUGCUUUCGGCGCUGGCGCAUAUAACGCUGCUUUUGUAUUAGGCAUGGAACUUGUGCAACCAAAGGGUAGAGUCUUCGGCAACACUUUAAUAAACUUUGCAUAUAUAAGCGGGACUAUGACUCUCUCACUUUUGGCGUGGUAUCUUCAGAACUGGAGGUAUCUCCUUAGAACCAUAUACACACCAGCUAUUUUUAUUAUCACCUACUUAUUUGUGCUUAACGAGAAUCCUCGAUGGUUGCUUUCCAAGGGUCGGUAUGAGGAAGCCCUUACAGUUAUUAAGAAGGCAGAAACAAUGAACAACGUUAAAAUACGGGAAGAGGUGUUGACAUCUUUGAAAGCUGGAACUAACCAGAAAGAAAUAGAGGCGCACGAAAGUUUUUUAUCUGUUCUCCGGAAAAUGUUAGGAUCGAAAAUAAUUGCUUUUAGAGUAUUAUUAUGUUGUUAUCUGUGGAUGACCUGCUCGUUUACAUACUAUGGUCUGUCAAUUAAUUCUGUGUUUUUGGCGGGAAAUAAAUAUUUGAACUUUUCGAUCGUGGCCUUUGUAGAAAUACCGGCCAAUUUUGUAUGUUUCAUGAUUCUGGAUAAGUUUGGGAGGAAAAAGGUUUUAGUAACAGUAUACAUGUUGAGCGCAAUAUUUUGUAUGAGUUUAUCAUUUAUUCCUGAAGAUCUAUCAAUAUGGCGCCUGGUCCUUUAUUUAUGUGGCAAGUUUUCUAUUACCAUAGCAUAUAGUACGGUGUACGUUACAGUUUCUGAAGUAUUUCCUACUAAUGCUAGACAGUCCCUGUUGGCGUUUUGUGCAACUACGGGCCGUAUUGGGUCUACUUUAGCACCACAGACACCCUUAUUAGCGCUGUACUAUGUAAAUUUGCCUACAAUAUUUUUCGCUUGUGUUGCGCUAUUAGCCAGCAUGUUGGCGUUAACUUUACCAGAAACGAUUAACAAAACCUUACCAGACAACUUGGAGGAAGCCAAAAGUUUCUCAUAA